CCUGGUUGAUUCUUCAGCAUAGUAAUCGCAGUCUCAGCCUCUCAGGUUCACAGUGGUAGGAAGUUUGCAGGGUCGUGCCCGUGUAAUUGCUGAUCAAUGGAAACGGCGCGGUGGUCGCCCGUCUGCCUCGACCUCAUGGUCGGGCUACCCAUGGUGCGCGAGCCGUCUCCGGCGAGGCGCGCCGGAAUGAGAACCCAAGCUGACAUUGCUAGCUCACCCUGCGGCAGAGCAGCUUCCAUGACCAACGGCGAGGCUAGUAAGAUGAUGGAGGCGAAAUUCACGGAGGUAAGCGAGGAGAACCGGAGGCUGACGGAGAUGAUCGGCUACCUGUACGCUAACCAGAGUUUCGCGCGACACAGCCCCGAAGGGGACGGCGAGCAGCCCGCGAGCACCGCCGCGUCGCCGACAUCACCGGUGGGCAAGAAAAGGAGCAGGGAGAGCAUGGACACGUCGGAUUCCGGCGAUGGCAACAGCGACAAGAAGAUGACUGGUAUGGUCGAGGCCGAGCAUGUUGACGUCGAGAGCCCGCUGAGCAACGGCACUUGCCGGAGAAUCAAGGUCAAGAGGGUCUGCACCCGGAUCGACCCAUCGGACACGAGCCUCGUUGUGAAAGACGGGUAUCAAUGGCGGAAGUACGGGCAGAAGGUGACACGGGACAACCCCUCCCCCCGAGCCUACUUCCGAUGCGCCUUCGCGCCGUCCUGCCCUGUCAAGAAGAAGGUGCAGAGAAGCGCCGAGGACAGCUCGAUGGUGGAGGCGACGUACGAGGGCGAGCACAACCACCCGCGCCCCACGCGGGCCGGCGAGCUGCCGAGCUGCGCGGCGGGGGGCGGCGGCCCGGUGCCGUGCUCCAUCUCCAUCAACUCCUCCGGCCCGACCAUCACGCUGGACCUCACCAAGGACGGGGGAGGUGUGCAGGUGGUCGAGGCAGCAGGGGAGGCGCAGCCGGACCUGAAGAAGGUGUGCCGGGAGGUCGCGUCGCCGGAGUUCCGGGCGGCUCUGGUGGAGCAGAUGGCCCGCGAGCUCACCGGCGACCGAAAGUUCACCGACGCGCUCGCCGCCGCCAUCCUGCGGAAGCUGCCGGAUUAUUAGCAUUCAAGUAGAAUCUGUUGAGACUGUGCAUACUUCAGAAACUUCCGCCCGUGCGGUUUUCUUGUACAGCUUCAGAAAGGAAGUUCCUAGCACUUCUCUGCUGAGAUUUAGGGCCUAGUUCUCCCCCGAAUUGUACUGCAUAAUUUGCAUUUUUCUUGCUAUUUGAGGAUCUGAAUCGUACCACAGAAAAAUAAUGUAUCAGGGGAAAAGAAGGUAUGACAAAGAUAACUUGAAUCGCACCACAAUUUGAAAUUUUACUUGUUAAUUUCUCUGUUCCAAAAUAUAGAAAUGUUCAGCUUUGUCCUAAGUCAAAAAAUUUAUUA
Molecule: messenger RNA, 1415 nt
Organism: Hordeum vulgare subsp. vulgare (domesticated barley)
Lineage: Eukaryota; Viridiplantae; Streptophyta; Magnoliopsida; Poales; Poaceae
Product: WRKY transcription factor WRKY76-like
Exons: 4
Coding region: 97-1092 (331 amino acids)
Biological process (GO): regulation of DNA-templated transcription
Molecular function (GO): sequence-specific DNA binding; DNA-binding transcription factor activity
Source: RefSeq, a predicted model, not a curated record